Molecule: messenger RNA, 1273 nt
Organism: Trametes versicolor FP-101664 SS1
Lineage: Eukaryota; Fungi; Basidiomycota; Agaricomycetes; Polyporales; Polyporaceae
Exons: 9
Coding region: 10-1080 (356 amino acids)
Cellular component (GO): chromatin; nucleolus
Molecular function (GO): macrolide binding; peptidyl-prolyl cis-trans isomerase activity
Source: RefSeq, a predicted model, not a curated record
UACUCAAAAAUGGCCAUCUCUGUCGCUCUCUGGAGUAUCACCGCGACCCCCGGUGAACCGUCCGUCAUUUCUCCCCCCAGUGACAUCCGGAUCACGAACAUUGCUCUCGGUGAGGAGAUCACCGACGAGAACAGCCGCACGACCAUCAAGCUCGUGUACCGCCGCCCUGGCUCUGACGAGCCGGACAGCGAGGACGAGGAGGACGAUGAGGAGGAGGAGAACGACAACUCGGAGCUCUCCACCACCGUCCUCUGCUCUCUUACUCCCGGCAAGAUUGAGCAAGCGACCGUUGAUGUCGUUCUCACCGAGGACGAGGAGUACCUGAUCGAGGUUGUCGGCAAGAACACUGUGUAUUUGACCGGUAACUACAUCGACCAGAACCCCUUCGACCAGGAUCCGUACGGUGAUGAGGAUGAUUCGGAAGAGGAGGACUUCGACCUGCAGGAUGUCAGCUCCGACGUCGAGAUCAACCCCGACGAGCUGGAAAUCCCCAGCUCCGACGAUGAGGGCCGCUUCGAGGAGAUCGACGAUGCCGCCGCCGCCAAGUCGGCAGCAGACUCAAAAAAGCGUCCCCGUGACUCGGACGCGAUGGAGACCGACGAAAAGCUCUCCAAGUCCCAGCAGAAAAAGCAGAAAAAGCUCAAGGCUGCUAGCGGAGAGGCCGUCCCCGCCGCUACGCCCGAGAAGAAGGAUGAGAAGAAGAAGGAGAAGAAGGAAAAGGCUGAGAAGGAGAAGCCCAAGGCUGAGACUAAGACCGUUGCCGGCGGUGUGAAGCUCGUCGACAACAAGACCGGCACUGGUCCUCAGGCCAAGACCGGUGACAUGGUCUCCAUGCGCUACAUCGGCAAGCUUGAGAACGGCAAGAUCUUCGACCAGAACACCAAGGGCAAGCCGUUCAAGUUCCGUCUCGGCAAGGGUGAGGUCAUCAAGGGCUGGGACGUCGGUAUCGUCGGCAUGCAAGUCGGUGGCGAGCGUCUCCUUACCAUCCCCGCGCCUAUGGCGUACGGCAAGAAGGCACAGUCCGGCAUCCCUGCCAACUCGACUCUCAUCUUUGAGGUUAAGCUGCUGAGCAUCAACUAAGACAUGAGCUCGAUAUCUUGCUUUUGACUUCUUGGUUCCUUCCGCAACGCUUUCACUGUUGAGGUGUUGUGGCCAAAAUUCUGUAGCCAUAUCGUGUCCACCGUAUUGGCUAAUUCAUGACCGUCAUGACUGUAUUUUAGUAGGCGAGAUCUCCUACACGUGCCCUGUGUCUGUACUCGGUAUGGAGAGCAUU